Molecule: messenger RNA, 954 nt
Organism: Fonsecaea multimorphosa CBS 102226
Lineage: Eukaryota; Fungi; Ascomycota; Eurotiomycetes; Chaetothyriales; Herpotrichiellaceae
Exons: 1
Coding region: 1-954 (317 amino acids)
Molecular function (GO): GTPase activity
Source: RefSeq, a predicted model, not a curated record
AUGUCCAAAUUCGGUGUCCUCGUCACCGGUCCCGCAGGCGCCGGCAAAACGACCUUCUGUACCGCCCUCAUAACCCAUCUCCACCACAGCCGCCGGUCCGCCUUCUACGUGAACCUGGACCCGGCCGCCACAGACCUCAGCUACACCCCAGACCUGGACAUUCGGGACCUGAUCUCGCUCGAGGACGUCAUGGAAGAGCCGCUCUCGCUGGGCCCCAACGGUGGACUGAUCUACUGCUUUGAAUUCCUCUUACAAAACCUGGACUGGCUGGCCGAGGCCAUCGACCCCUUGACGGAAGAGUACCUGAUCAUAUUCGACCUUCCGGGCCAAAUCGAAUUGUACACACACAUCCCCCUACUACCUGAACUGGUCCGGUACCUCUCGCGCAUGGGUCCGCUGAACAUCUCCCUGUGCGCCGCGUAUCUACUGGAAGCCACGUUUGUGGUCGACAAGGCCAAGUUCUUCGCCGGCACUCUGUCUGCCAUGAGCGCCAUGAUCAUGCUCGAACUGCCCCACGUCAACAUCCUCUCCAAAAUGGACCUGGUCAAGGACCAAGUCCCCAAGCGCGAACUGCGCCGCUUCAUCGACCCGGACGCCAACCUCCUCGACCAGGAGGAUACCGGCCGCGAACUCUUGCCCAGCUCUAGCUCCGGCGCCGCAUUCGGCGGCCCCGCCAUAGGCACAGGAGCGCCAGAGUACACCGCACUGGACGUCCGCAACGCCCACGAAGUCGACAGCAUCAUGUCCGGGGGUUCGUUCAAGCAGCUCAACCGCGCCGUCGCCCGUCUGAUUGACGAUUUCAGCAUGGUGUCCUUCUUGCAGCUGGACGUCAACGAUGAGGAAAAUGUCGGCGACGUGCUGAGUUACAUUGAUGAUGCCAUUCAGUUCCACGAGGCGCAGGAACCGCGGGAUCCCAAGGAGCCCGAAUUAGAAGACGCGCCCUGGGAGGACUGA